UGCUCCGGGUCCUUCUCUUGAGGAAGAAAGAUGGCGGCGUCCGUGCUGUGCAGGAGGACGGCGGCGUUGUGUCGUACGUUAACGGGAAUGUCGUCCUCUAAAACGGUUCUUCCUUCCAGCUGGCUUCUGCUGCAGACCGCGUCCUACAACCCGAAACCUCUGAAGCUCAACCUCCAUGAGCCGUACGUCCCAGACAAGGACAGCGAGAAGACGCCGGAGUGGCAGAAGACGGCCCGGUAUGACAGGAAGCUGUUCGGUCGGUACGGCUCAGCGUCGGGCAUCGACCCUGCGUCGCUGUGGCCCAGCCACGAGCAGCUGGACAAGAUGAUUGCAGAAGAAAAUGAGUGGCACCCUCCGUUAAAAGUAAUGCUGAAGAACAUCAAGGACAGGGAGAAGCAGGAAGCCGAACAACGGCUGGCAAAAGAGAAACUCAUAGCAGCCAACAUGGCCAAAAUGCCCAAGAUGGUAGCUGACUGGCGCAGAGAAAAGUCUGAAACCAAGCAGAAGCUAAAGGAGGAGAAAGCCCGCCGUGCAAAAUUACUGUCCGAAGCCAGAGAGCGCUUUGGCUACACGGUGGACCCCCGCAACAAAAAGUUCGUGGAAAUGGUUGCCGAAAUAGAAAAGGAAGAGAAGAAGAAGAAGAAACUAAUGAAACGCAGACUGAAAGAGAACCAGGUGGCAGCCCCCGUCACACCUCCUGCUGCCUCCUCGUCGUCUUAGACUGAGUCAUUUGAGACUUAAAUAACUGUUGGGCCUUGGUCUGUCUGUAUUUAAUGAGAUGGAAGGUAUGCUGCAUAACACAGCUCAGUGGAAUGGUUCUUAUAGAGCAUAGAAAGUCCUUGUUUUGUGUUACUGCAUCUGAAAUGACCUGGAAUGGAUUAAAUAAACAUUCAUUCAUGUUUUUUCUUCUGUAAAAAAAAUGUAUCCAUAGUUGUGUCAUAUUUGUUAAUCAUGUUAAUUUGACCUGUCACAAAAAUAAAUUUCUAUCUGUA
Molecule: messenger RNA, 992 nt
Organism: Dicentrarchus labrax (European seabass)
Lineage: Eukaryota; Metazoa; Chordata; Actinopteri; Moronidae
Gene: gadd45gip1
Product: growth arrest and DNA-damage-inducible, gamma interacting protein 1
Exons: 2
Coding region: 31-720 (229 amino acids)
Cellular component (GO): nucleus
Source: RefSeq, a predicted model, not a curated record